CAGCUUCGCGCUUUGAAUUGUGGGUAAGAAGCAUGUCUGCGCCCUGUCUUCACACCGAGAAUCACCUUCCAUAAAUUUAAUAAUUGAUUUGUCUGUAUAUUGUGGCUUCAAAAAGACAUAAUCAAUAAUUCUGAAGAUGUCUGAAUAUACGGAGAAGAAGAGCAUCGCCGGGAAACCCCUCACCAGGGCGGUGAUCAAUGAGAUGCUGGCGAAGAAUUUCGAGAAAUUACCCGAGAUAGAUCAGAAAGUUUUCAAUUACGGACUUUUCUAUCUGGGGGGAAACGCUGGUCUUGCAGGACUGGUGUCCAACAGCUUGUAUCGCAGAGCUCUGAAUGUGAGGCAGGCGCCCUUCUCCUCCAGCCUGCCGAUGGCCGUGCUGCCCUUCGUGACGACGUGCGCCCUGUACAACGCCACGGUGACCACCCCACUCCUGUACGGAGACCUCAACUGUCCCACCUGCGCCCUGAUUCGAGGGGCGCUUGUCGGGGUGUUCGGUGGUGCGGUGUACCCCGUCCUCCUAGCCUUACCUUUGAACAUCGGCCUCGCCUCCCGGUACUCCACGACACCGAUGCCGGAGAAGGGCGCCCUGCUGCGUUUCUCCGUGGACAUCUCCAGACCAGUGCUGAGUAAAAUGAGGGCAGUCGUGUUGCUGCAGGCCUUCUUCGGCACCUACCUGGGGUCCAGGAAUUUUGAAACGUAUGCCAAACUGGCUAAGAUAACAUAUGGCCAGGGUCGAGAGGAAUUACAAGACUAAGAUGUACUGAAUUGAACUGAAAUAGAACAUGUGGUUUGGCGUUGGUGUAAAAUGCGAGGACGAUUUUACGUGGAAUAUAUGGACUGGAGUUUUUUCUGGAAAUGAAAGAUAUGUGAGCAGCCUUUGUCAGUUUGCAAGGUUUGCUCCUUUGCUGAAAUAAAUCACCCGCAUAAAUUCACUUGUUUUUGUGUGCACGGAGCAAAUGUGAACCCGCUUUCAUACAUUAAAGAAAUUUGUGAUUUUGUGGAAUCAUUUAAA
Mugil cephalus (flathead mullet) is the source of this 1012-nucleotide messenger RNA. It is a transcript of the gene tmem126a, whose product is annotated as transmembrane protein 126A. The transcript has a single exon. The coding region runs from base 137 to 754 and encodes 205 amino acids. The record is from RefSeq and is a predicted model, not a curated record. Gene Ontology annotation, cellular component: mitochondrion. Gene Ontology annotation, biological process: mitochondrial respiratory chain complex I assembly. Lineage: Eukaryota; Metazoa; Chordata; Actinopteri; Mugiliformes; Mugilidae.